Messenger RNA from Coregonus sp. 'balchen', 3526 nucleotides. The record is from the annotation of a GenBank genome assembly. Lineage: Eukaryota; Metazoa; Chordata; Actinopteri; Salmoniformes; Salmonidae.
CCAGAUAGCAGUGUGCCUCUGUCCACAGACCCUCUGUGCCCCCCCUCCUCCUUCGCCUGUGCCAGUGGGGAGUGUAUUGAUGAGGGCAAGGUGUGUGACUUCACCCCACAUUGUCCUGGCGGGGAGGAUGAAGGCAGCUGCCGUAAGAACCCUGUUGCCAAAAAUGCCAAGUAACAAACACACAAAACUCCAAAUCCCAUCAACAACCCUGGUCGUAUCCCAGGUGCCAUGCUCCAGCUUCUGGCUUUUUGUAGUUUCAAUGGUCAUCAUUUUUUCUGCCACAGUUGUAGGCUAUAUAAGUAACGAUCAUGUUUGAUCCUUCAGGGUUUUGAAGUUUGAUGUAAGAGUACUUCAUUGUCUAAUGUAGUCUAAGCUAUGAAUUAGUCAAAUGUAGUCUGGAAGCCAGAGAGGGGAUCCAUUCCAUUCCUAUUGAAUUUCACCGUAGGAAAGCAUUUCAAUCCAUGCAUUGACUGGAAUGUAGAUGGAAUUGACUCUCCCUCUGCUAGAGGCCAUUUAAUCCAUUGUCUUGUUGAUUUGGUUUGAUAUAUUUUGGGGUAAAACGUUACUACAGUUUAAAAAGUACACUGAAAUCCCAGAGGAUAACACAAGUAAGCUUUAAAUAUACUUACUUACUUAUGUUCUCUCUUCACCCAGGCUCCUUCUGUGACUUUGAGAGCAACUCCUGCGGCUGGCAUGAGUAUGGCUUUGUCCAGGGCGAUGGUUUCGACUGGGUCAGGGGCUCAGCGAUGACCGUACCACUGGACCACCAGGGCCAGAUCCCUCCUCUGGACCACUCCACCAACAGCAGCCAGGGUAGGAGGGAGGAGUCACUAUCAACACAACACCACACAACACUCCAUACAGCACAGUAACACUUAGCUCUGGUCCAGGGUGUUACGUGCGGCUUCCUAACAGCAUCAGUGUCAGCAAACUGCACGUAACACCUUGAACCAGAGCUAGGUAACACUGUGGUCUGAAAAUAGCAAGUUAUAUCCCCCACCCCCCACAGAGUGCGCUAAUGGAAUAAGCACAGAGGUGUGAUUGCCUGAUAAGAGGCUGUGUGGUGUCUGCUCAACGCUGUCAGUUUGGAAAUAAGAGGCAGAAGAAAAUAAUAUUAUUCACAGAUUAAAUCAAUCACUUCUUCAGAAAACACCCCUGCUGAUAUUUUUGUAAGUACAGAGCCAGAGAGAGCAGCGGCGGCUGGAGCGAGAAACGCUUUCUCAGCUGUCUGAAUAAUAGAGGGGAAAUCGACAUCUCUCCCGCCUGGUAUUAAAAACCACACACCUCUGCACAAUAUUUCACCCACUCCCAAACUUUAUAUGCUCUUCCUCCUCUGCAUUUUCAAUGUUUUUUGGGUUGUAAUCAGGAUAAUCAACUUCUUGCGGAGGUCAGGUCCAUUUUGUACGUUUAUGCCUUCUUCCUCAUGUUUUUUUAAUAUGAGAUGUCUCCUUCCUCCCUCCCUCUCUCCCCCCUCUGUCCUUCCCUCAGUCCAUUUCUCUCAGCUCUGGAAUUUUCAGGUUUUUAUGCUGUUGUAAAGUUCUCCUCUGCCUGUGAUUUGAAAAGCUUUCCCCUCUCAUUGCAGGCCACUUUAUGUUUGUCUUGAAGAACAGUAGCAGUAUAUCCCAGAUGGCUUUUCUCCGGGGCCCCCAGUACCGCCAGUCAGCCUCUGGGUGCACCAUGACCUUCUGGUGAGGACGAUGACCCUGUUGUCUUACAAACGUCAUUAGAAGAUUCCGUUCCUCAUGGUUCAGUAAUGGGCCCAAUGUUAUUUCCACACUGGUGUGCCUCAGGGUAUAGCUUUUGAUUAUCUCAGUACAGUAGCUCACUUUCUCUAUGGGGCGCCAUGACAUUGUGGUACAGAUACACUGGUAAAUAUUUUGUAUUGCUCAACAGAAUAGGCAUUAAUUGAGAUUGAGCUGACAUUUUUCCUGAACUAAUUUGUCUGUAGAUAUAUCACAUGCCUUUCUAAAGCUCUGCUGUUGUAGACUGCCAAUUUGAGUUAUAGAUGUUCAAUUACAGUAUUUCACUAUCUCUGCCUCUCUCUCGCUAUCUCUCUCCCUCUCUUUUUGCUCUACGAGCAUCUCCCAUUUCAUAGCUUCACUCAGUAGUGAGACCUGCAUCUGAAUCGGUCACUUUAUGCCACAUUUUAUGGCUGUUUAACAUCCCUGUCAGAGGACAGAUUGUAUAUUUCCUGUGGAUGAUUGGAAUGCUACAUUUGUCAGAAAAUUGCAGUUCAAGGGUUUAUACAUUUCAUUUUCUCCAGAGCAAGUAGAAAUGUUCACGUUUAAUGUCCAGCAUGUUGCAUUAUCACUCCUGGAGAAAUCAUUACCUCAUCUCAAGAAACAAAGUACACUUCAACAGAAAACUGUGAUGGGUUGCAAACCAGCCUGGUCAAAUGGCUGUUAUGUAUCAGUAGUAUGUAAAGAAUGCGUCCCAAAUGGCAACCUAUUCCCUACAUAGUGCACUACUUUUGACCAGAGCCAAGUAGUGCACUAUAGAGGGAAUAGCUUGCCAUUUGGGACGCAGCCAAUUGUCCCUCUCUACGCCCACACACCCAGGCAUUAUAACUCAGGCAUCUCGGUGGGGGCUGCAGAAAUGUGCCUGCGUAUCGCUGGCAUGGACAACAUCACCGUGCUGUGGCAAACCCUCUAUAACCAAGGGAACCGCUGGAACCGGGUCACGGUGCAGCUGGGCCGAAUCACCCAGCCCUUCCAGUUCUCAUUGGCUAAGCUCAGCCUGGGCGUGUUUGAUGGAGUCUCCGCCCUGGACGACAUCAGCUUCCAGAACUGCUCGUUGCCCCCAGCGGUGGAGGCGGGGCAGUGCCCCAGCCACACCCACUUCCACUGCUCGCGGAGCCGGGCGUGUGUGGAGCACCUGCAGCUUUGUGACCUGGUGGACGACUGUGGAGAUGGCUCGGACGAGGAGGACUGCUGUGAGUUCACACAGACAGACGCAUAGGCAACCAUACAGUCAAAAUAGAAUGUACAGUAUAUGUAUGAGAUACUAGAAUAAACAACAAAAUAGGAACAUUUUAGCUGAGCACUUGGCUCUUAUAGCUCCAUAUUUUGUGGGACGAUAACAGGAAAACUCUUUCUCUCUGUCAAUAUUGUCUUCCUCUCCAUCUCCUCCUCUCUCAGCCGCGGAGUUGAUUUGCGACUUUGAACAGGGGCUGUGUAGCUGGACCCAGGAGCAGAGCCACGAGGGGGGUGACAUCUUUGACUGGACGCUUAUUCAGGGCCCAACGCCCACCCUCCAAACUGGCCCCUGGAAGGACCAUACCCUUGGCCACGUUAACGGUCACUACCUGUACAUCGAGACCUCCGCCCCCCAGGAGUUUAAGGACACGGCAAUGCUGGUCAGCCCAGUGUUACAGCCUACCCUCCGCCAUGGUAAUGGAAUGCCCGGCAUCACCACCGGCCCACGCCACCCCUGUGUGUUCCGCUUCCACUACCACAUGUUUGGGGCUCAUGUGUUCCGCCUGGCCGUGUACAUGAGGACCACCAAGCUCGGCCGCGGUCACAUGCUG